GGGUACACCCCUAAAGUCUCGUUCGACACGUUUGAGAACCCCGCCGCGUCCAUGUUCUCGUUCACGCUCUCCGUCAAGAGCGACGGCUACGUCCGCAACCGCAGCACGCGCGUCUUCCUUUGUGCCGCGAGCGCCGACGACAGCGGGCGCCAGGCGCUCGAAUGGGCCAUCGAGAGCCUCGUGCAGGACGGCGAUGAACUCAUCGUGUUCCGCGGGAUCGACCAAGAGGAGCUCGAGAAAGAUCACGGCAUGGUUCGCGACGACGCGCGCGAGCUCAUGCGCAGGAUACAAGACAAGUGUGUUGAUCUCGAUCACAACCGCAAGCUCUCCAUCGUCGUCGAGUUCAUUGCCGGCAAGACGACACAGACGAUCGACCGGCUCAUCGCGCUGUACCGCCCAGACAGCAUCGUCGUCGGCACGCGGGGGACUCGCGGGAUGAUGCAGGCGUGGGGCGCCGCGUUCGGUGCGCCGGGCAUGGGCAGCGUGUCCAAGUACUGCCUCAGCCAUAGCCCCGUCCCUAUCAUCGUCGUGCGUCCUGAGAGCAAGGUGCGCAAGACGAUCGAGAAGAGGCGGGCGGAUCCGAAGCGC
Heterobasidion irregulare TC 32-1 is the source of this 588-nucleotide messenger RNA. RefSeq lists its product as uncharacterized. The transcript is spliced from 3 exons. The record is from RefSeq and is a predicted model, not a curated record. NCBI's taxonomy places the organism in Eukaryota, Fungi, Basidiomycota, Agaricomycetes, Russulales, Bondarzewiaceae. The annotation marks the transcript as partial.